AUGUCGACUCCCUCGCGAGAGGAUGAGCAUAGUGAGUUUACUCCACUUAACCAACUUCGUAGACCCUCACAUUCAUUUUUAGAUACGCCAAUUGGAUCCUUCAAAGGUCCUAAUUCACUUCAAAACUUUGCAAAUUCUUUUACCAGAGCACAAUCUUUUGCAGCAUCAAAGUUGGAUAAUGACAUAACCAAAAAGAGAUCAUUUUUCACGACGUCACCAGACACUAUGGAGGAUGACAUUACCUUUGACCCUGAAUUGGUUAUUCCGGCUUCUAGAGGUGAGCGUUUGAGUUCAGUGAUACAUGAUAUUUCCAUGCGCAACCAUAUGCUCAUGGGAAAUGGAUACGGAAGUUAUGGAAGUGGUAGUCCUCCUACGAAUAAUGAUGUUUUUUACCAUGACGAUGUAUUGAGUGCACUUCAAUCGAGAACAAGACAUAAUUCUAUUUAUACGCAGAGCGGUGGCAGUAAUGCACCUAUACCAGUGAAGAAAACACAUCCAUCACAUUCAUUUUCAAGUGUGAGGACGUCUUUAUCUCUAAUGACGACACCCUCCCAGUUUAAUAUUAAGCAAAUUGAGGACAAAGAGGGCAAUAUCGUUACAGUCUUAGAAGGUCGCUCAACUGCUCCUCAGACUAUUUUCAACUCAGUUAACGUGUUGAUAGGGGUUGGAUUGUUAGCUCUCCCUGUUGGUAUUUUGCGAGCAGGUUGGGCAAUCGGAAUCCCUUAUUUGAUGAUUUGUGGAUUGGCGACUUGUUGGAGCGCAGGCUUAAUUUCAAAAGCCAUGGAUACCGACGAAACAAUCAUGACAUAUUCAGACUUAGGGUAUGCGGCGUACGGCUCUGUAGCCAAAUUUGUUAUUUCCUUAAUUUUUUCAAUCGAUUUGAUGGGUGCAGGUGUUUCAUUAGUGGUUUUGUUCAGUGAUUCACUUUAUGUCCUAUUAGGAGAUGAUGAUUUUUGGACAACUACAAGGUUCAAGAUACUUGCAUUUUUUGUGUUGACACCAUUCACGUUCUUGCCAUUACCAAUAUUGUCGUUGUUUUCUUUGUUAGGAAUUUUGGCUACCAUUUCAAUCACCAUUCUAGUGUUCAUAUGUGGAUUCUUCAAAAGCACCUCCCCAGGCUCUCUCAUUCAAAUAAUGCCAGUAAAUAUGUGGCCACAGUCACUUCCCAAUUUACUAUUGUCUAUUGGUAUUGUCUUGGCACCUUUUGGUGGGCAUGCCAUCUUUCCGAGUUUAAAGAGUGAUAUGAGGCAUCCCAAAAAAUUCUCUGAAACAUUGAAGGUCACUUUUGGUAUCACUUUACUAACAGAUACGACAAUGGGUUUGGUAGGAUUUCUCAUGUUUGGCGCUUACUGCAAUAAUGAGAUCACUAAUAAUGUACUUCUUACACCUGGGUAUCCAAAGUGGAUUUAUCCUCUAAUAAGUGGUCUCAUAUGCUUGAUUCCAUUGGCUAAAACGUCAUUAAAUGCGAAGCCGAUCAUAGCUGCUGUGGAUACGUUAACCGGCGUUGAUACCACAAGCGAUAUUAAAUUCAUAAAUUUUUUGAAAUCAAUUGGCCAAUUUAUAAACAAGAUCUUUGUGAAUGCACUUUUCGUACUUUUAGCAAUUGCUUUUCCUGAUUUUGAUCGUAUCAUUGGAAUGUUAGGAGCAUCUAUAUGCUUUUUGGUCUGCAUCAUACUCCCUUGUUUAUUCUACUUGAAGCUUUGUGGGGAACAGAUAGGAACUUCUGAAAGAAUUUUGGUCUCUUUCGCCAUCACAAUCUCUUUUGUCCUAGGGGCCGUAGGUACUUGGGCUAUUAUUAGUGUAUAG
This is a messenger RNA of Priceomyces carsonii, 1806 nucleotides long. RefSeq lists its product as uncharacterized. Gene Ontology annotation, molecular function: L-glutamine transmembrane transporter activity. The transcript has a single exon. Bases 1 to 1806 code for a protein of 601 amino acids. NCBI's taxonomy places the organism in Eukaryota, Fungi, Ascomycota, Pichiomycetes, Serinales, Debaryomycetaceae. The record is from RefSeq and is a predicted model, not a curated record. Gene Ontology annotation, cellular component: fungal-type vacuole membrane. Gene Ontology annotation, biological process: amino acid transmembrane transport; proline transport.